Molecule: messenger RNA, 1133 nt
Organism: Lepisosteus oculatus (spotted gar)
Lineage: Eukaryota; Metazoa; Chordata; Actinopteri; Semionotiformes; Lepisosteidae
Gene: mycbp
Product: MYC binding protein
Biological process (GO): regulation of DNA-templated transcription
Cellular component (GO): nucleus
Molecular function (GO): transcription coactivator activity
Source: RefSeq, a predicted model, not a curated record
GUUUGUUAGGGCCGGAUAUAAAAGGUUGCGCCUGCGCAGUGUGAGACGCAGUUUAGAAACAGUUUGGAAAGAGAAAGUGUUUCACCAACAUGGCGCAUUACAGAGCCUCCGAGUCCAAACGCGAGCAGUUCCGAAGAUACCUGGAAAAGGCCGGGGUGCUCGACAGCCUCACCAAUGUGCUGGUUGCCCUAUAUGAAGAAACGGAGAAGCCCAACAAUGCUUUGGACUUUCUGAGGCAGCAUCUGGGGGUCCCUGGGCCUGAGGCCGCUGAUGUAGAAACCCUGCGCCUUGAGCUUACAGAACUGAGGCAAAAAUACGACCUCGUUUUAGAGGAAAACAAAGAGCUAAAGAACAAGCUUUUACAAUAUGAGCCUUUGCAAGAAGAGGGGCGUUCUGAAUAAGGGGUUCCUGCUGGCCAUGAGAGCACUAGUUCGGAAAGAACACUCUAAGCCUGUAUCCAAAUGCUUGAUGUGGUUUACAGAGCACAUAAGAGUUACAAUAAAUAAUAUAGUUUGGAAACAGUGAAAAAUGUUAUUUUCCAUAGUUCUGUAUAUAUUGUAGUAAUAUUACGCACCUUAUUCAUCUUUUUGUUACUUGCGUUAAUACCAAAAAAAAAGGAAGACCUGUUCUUUUUCCUACUUCUGUAUAUAGUAGUAAAACAAUUAUUCACUUUGUUUUUGUUAGUUUAGUAAAUACCCAAAAAAGUUAAACAUACUGUAUUAAAUAUCUUAAGUAUUCAUAGAUAUUUAAUACACUAUUAGCAGCCAAAUGAGCAAGACAGUUUCUGUAAUUUCUAACCAUUAUGUUCUUCUGUAAAGGUACAGUAUACAAGUAUGUAAAUGACACUUUGCACUGAUGCUAAUUCUUAUAUGCUGGGAUUUGACAUGUUUUUCCCACUCUUUGAACACCUGUUAUUAGCUAUGUUUUUUCUAAUGUUGGUUUUUGCUGUUCCUUUUAAGUCAACAGCACCUGGUUAUGAUGCAAACAUGUAGCUACCUCUGUUAGUCAUUUAUUUGUUCAUUUGGCAUGUGUUACAUGGUACAGAUCAUAACUGUAUAUGUAAAGAAAAUGUUUGUUUUCAACAAAACAGAUUUUCUUGGCAUUGUUGUUAAGGAAUGAAAGUGUUUCUGUCA